AUCCUCCUUGUCUUUUCGAAUCUGAGACCUCCUGGGCAGCGCAAGCUACGAUCCAGGCUAUGUAGGCAUUUUAUGUUCCACAAAAAACCAAGGCUAGAGGGCCAUGUAUGGAAGCUUUCUCCGCACCGUUUAGUCCGCCGGGGCCCCAGGCAGACUGAACUUAACCCUUUGUGUUGUGGACGAUCCAUUCCGACGCGCCCACGAACUCCCAUUGCAUUCCAAAACAAUGAACAUCAAGGAAAAUCAGAAAAGUAACAGUCCCAGGAGUCGUGGAUCCUUUCUUCGCCCGUGAUAUAAAUCAUGGCUUGAUCCUCUGGGAGCAAUUGUUCUUAUUCUGCAUCCCGCCAUCCGCAACCUCUUGCAUCUACCAAAUCGCUUGAUCUUCGCCAUGCAUUUCUCCAGCCUCCUCGUCGCCUCGGCCCUCUGCCUGACCCCAGCCGUUUACGGCUACGGCGUGGCACAAGUCACAGUGAAGUCCCACGAAGAUUGCGACCCUGGCGCUCCCCCCAAUGACAAGCUUAUUGGAGAUGCCGAAACCACCUACGCCACCGAAGAUACAUGCGAAAAGGCCAAGAUCUCGCACAGCCUGUCAAUCGAUGCUUACUCGGUGAGCCUCCAAGACGUCACCAAGGAUACCUCUGAGCGUUGCCAUGGUCUGGGUGUCUAUGCCAAUGACGAGUGCAUUGGCGUGCCCAACGCAGUGGUUCCUUUCUACCCGGGACAGGAGGAUGCCGAGAGCGGGUGCAUCCCGGAUGACCCGUUCGACAAAUACGUCUACGUCCGGCUGCUGUGUGAUGGGGGUGACGGUAACAAGGAUGACCUACAGAAGGUGGAAUCGCACAACCCUGCCGAAGACCUCGCCAACGACCCCAACGAUACCCAGGACAAUGGCAGCGGCAAUAUCCUCGGCGGACUUGGUCUCGGUCUGUAGACUGGUCAAGGUGUGAGCGAUAGCCAUGUGCUGGACAUGUACGGGUUGAAGCGGAG
Molecule: messenger RNA, 987 nt
Organism: Aspergillus eucalypticola CBS 122712
Lineage: Eukaryota; Fungi; Ascomycota; Eurotiomycetes; Eurotiales; Aspergillaceae
Gene: ccpA
Product: protein ccpA
Exons: 3
Coding region: 389-931 (180 amino acids)
Source: RefSeq, a predicted model, not a curated record